AUGCCAAUGUGUAGCCAUGCCCCACCGCCAGCAGACGCGCUGCUGUUCCCACCGCCUGAGAAAGACCAACAGAGCCAUAAGAGAAAAGACAGAAAAGGACACAAGAAAGCGGAGAGUUUUACGCUAGCUACGCUGAUUGAGGAGCUGAAUAGUAGCAGUGGUAAACAGCAGUUCCAGACAGCAUCCAAGUAUGCCAAGAAACUGGCCCCAGUAUUGGCUGCUGGGGGCGUAGUGGGGGCGAUCGCCAUGGGUCCAGCCGCCGGGGUAUUGGCUGGCCUCAACAUGCUGGUGGCCAGUGUGGGGGCGGAGACGGUCAUGGCCGGCAUUGGACUCACCGCGAGUGCGGCGGCUGCGGCCACAGUCACGCAUCAGAGCAAAGUGAAGGCGGCACAGCGCAAAAAGGAGCGACUGAGGAAAGGCGAGUGGGCGAUGGAAAUCUGCUGGAGCUGCAAGAAAAACUUCGACGGAGCCCCCUCGGACGAGGCGUGUCGAAAAGAUGCAGAGUUUCUACAUGACGACACGCAGACGUUAACGACGAGCUCAGCGCACGAGACCAGACCCGAGGACGUUGAAGUGUACCGGUUUCUGUUCGGUAUUUUCUCUGCUCCCAGCGAGCUUCUAGGACAAAUGAAUGUGCAGCUGUGCGAGGCUUUCCGCCGGCGCUUUACAGCUAGACACCGCAGGAAGAUGAGGAGACCGAGCUUUACGGGAAGCAACACGCUUCAGGACACCAAGAUGUACGUGGCUCAUGUGCUGGGUGCCACGCUCCAGUGCUUUCCGAGUCUAGCGAGCACUCCCGAAGCUGUAAGCAGCUGCACGCUUGCUGUCGAACGGAUCGUUUACGACGACAUCCACGCUUUGGUGUUCGCCGAGUUCCAGCGCGCGUUCGUAGACGCCGACGCCUCCUUCGCUGAUAAUCUGGUGGAUAUUCGCCGGGAACAGAAGUAUCACUCUUCUGCGUUGCUACAGCUGCCUCAAGAGGGUGAGAACCUUCAGAACUCUGUCCUCGCCGAAGAUCUCCAGAAAGCGGAAGCUACAAUGGUCACGAUGAUGCAGGAGACGACCUCGCCUCUGCUCAAGCUGGUGCUGCUUUGUGACGCGUUCCGAAGCAUCUGCUGCUUCGCGGAGAAGUUGCAUCAAUCUGCCUCAAACGCCGACAUGUUGAUCCCUAUUUUGUGCGCAUUUAUGGUCGAGUGUCCACGAGUGUGUGGCCCAGGCUCGGAGUUCGUGGCUGAGAUCGCAUUUAUCUCGUUCUUCACGAACGGCGGCGGCAAAGGCGUCGAAGGCUACGUGUUGACCACGUUCCAGGCGUCCAUCCAGGUCAUCGCUGCCGUGGACCUGCCGAGUGGACAUGCGAAAGAGCUGGAGCUUUUCAUCAACGACGAUGAGAGCGAAGCCGCAGAAGAAACGGAUGGCGACGACGACGAGUUCUUCGACGCCGUGUCCACCACAACACCAAAGUCUCAAUUACAGUCAUAG
Phytophthora infestans T30-4 is the source of this 1479-nucleotide messenger RNA. RefSeq lists its product as uncharacterized. The coding region runs from base 1 to 1479 and encodes 492 amino acids. The record is from RefSeq and is a predicted model, not a curated record. Lineage: Eukaryota; Oomycota; Peronosporomycetes; Peronosporales; Peronosporaceae. The transcript has 4 exons.